ACAAAGUUUCACUCACUGGGAUUGCUGUUCUUGCGCUUGUGUACCUGCUCGUGGAACAGAGCAUUGGAGGCAUCAAUGGAGCCAGGGGAACUCACUGGCUUUGCGCGACCGAAUGGGGACAAGGUUGACCUUUGUGGCAAUGCGGGUAUGCACAAUGCUGCUUCUCUCCCGGAGGGAUUGUUGGGCUCGCAGACUGUCCUGGCAGAGGCUUUUCCCAUGUCAGGAGAACAAGUGGAACCCGAAGGGGAGGAUGCGCUUAGUUUGGGUGGGGACGAGUACGCCCUCUCGAACCAGGACAGUGAGAAGUGGGUGCAUGUCGAUGGCAUUGAGGAGCAAGAGUUCUCCAUUAAGGAGGCUAGCUUCUCACAGGGCAGCCUCAAGCUGAAGAUCCAGACCACCAAGAGGGCCAAGAAGCUUCCCAAGAGCCUGGAGAACUACAUCUGCUCCCCAGAGAUCCGCAUCACCGCCAAGCAGCCUGGGGAGCAGAAAGCAGCGAGGCUAAGCAAGACCAGCCUGGGAGGCGAGGAGGAGGAGGAAGAUACGACUCCUAAAAAGAAGGUAUAUGAGAGUUCAUUCCAGCCAGUUAUUGACCAAGAUGCAAGUAACCAUCUGGGAGAAUCCAUGAAACCAAAACCGCAGCCCAAGAACAGUCUCCUGCAUCAAGUGGAUUGGAUAAAGCCACUAGUCGGAAGAGGCUCUUCCCAAGGGAAUGCGACUGAUGUUUCUGAAUCAAAAAGAGAAUCAGCAUUAGUUAACAGGAGCUCUCUUCCAGAUUUGACAAAUGGCUACACCAAAUCUCAACAAAGGAAAGUGACAGGAAGCUCACCUUCAUGCUCGUUUGCUUCUGAGAUGUUGAGCCAAAACCCUGGCUCCCAAAUAAGGCUGCCUUCUGCAGCAAAUAUGCCACCAGCCACACAAACAGACAGCAGUUUAACAAGACUUACUACUUCAAAAAGAGACCGAGGUCUGCUGGAGGUUACUGAGCUUGUCUUCGGAAACAUCAAGAGGAAGUAUGGUCGAAAAGACUCAAUUAGAAAUUUGGCAUCGUACAAUUCAGAAUUUCAGACUGGAAAGAAGGCAGAAAAGGACCCUGUGACUGAAACUCCAGAUAAAGCUAAAGAGAAGCCAAUGUUUGAGCUUGAAAAAACUGCUGGAAAUCUUUCUGGAAGGACAGAGACUGUUGGGAAGAAGACAGAGAAGGAGGUCAAGCAUUUUCCAGAAGCUAUUCCAGCAAAGGCUGAGGAGUAUAAAGUGCAUCCUUGGAGAAAGCGACAGUUUGGAGAGUCAUUGAAAGAUCCCAUCCCUUUGGCGAAUUUAACAGGGGAGUCGUCUGAGUUAAACAGAAAAGCUGACAGAGGUUUUUCUGAGCCGAAACCUCCAAAUAGGAUUGCGCCAAGGACCUCACAAUCGGUGGAAAACCGUCACACUGAGGCAGGACAAGUGGCCAUGACUGAAUUAGCUGACUUAAGUAAGAAUAAACUAAGAAAACAUCCUGUGAGGAGAGCUAAUGCACCAAGGGAAUUGGAUGAUCCAACAGAUACAAAACUUCUAAAACCGAAAGUCAAUGAAAGGUGGUCACAUCUGAAGUCCAAAUCCUCCAGUCACCAGACGAAUAGUAGCAAUCUAAAAUCAGCUGUCCUGGAGCCUCCUUCAGCUUAUCCCAUCACACCCUCUAGCCCACUCUAUACUAAUACUGACAGCUUGACAGUCAUCACCCCCAUUAAAAAGAAGCGUGGACGGCCAAAAAAGCAGCCUUUGCUCACAGUAGAAACCAUUCAUGAGGGAACAUCUAGUAGUCCUAUAAGCCCCAUUUCAGGAGAGUCACUUGGUACUUUGCAGAAAAGAAGGACGCAAAAUAAUUUUUCAGAACUUCAGGUCGCUAAAGUAAAAUCCCACUCUUAUUCUAACCAGCUAAACCAUUAUAAAAACACAGGCAAACUGGGUGUCUGGGACAAGAACAACCUUAAAAGGACAAAAAUGGCCAAGAUGAAACAUAUUUUGAAUGAGAUUUUGUCAUGUUCAGCCAACAGUAAUCUGACUUUGAAAUCCAGAGCUCCUGUGUCAAACGCUGUCUCAACUGUGGCAUCAAAAAUUGAGGCCCACUUGGGCAAGCAGAUCAAUAUAAGUAAACGAGGGACUAUUUAUAUCGGCAAAAAGAGGGGUAGGAAACCGAAAGCUGAGCUACAGGCCCAGCAGGACCAGCACAAAGUCAAUGAUAAGCAUUCUGUGUCUAGCCAAUUUGAGAAUCCAGCAGUGCCUUCUAAUCCUCAGCCAAUGGCCGCAGUAACUUCACCUGGGAUCGUGCCAUUAUUCUCUGCUCCAGCUGCAGGGCCUGGUGGGAUACUAUGCCAUAUUAACACUGAGACAGGUCUGCAAGAGUUGAAGACCAUGCCAAAUCUGCAGGCUGUCAGUGCAUUGCCCACAAAAGCUCCAAAGGGGUUUCCCAGCAGCCACUGGAAACUCUCUCCCCCUAGACUUAUGACCAACUCACCCUCUCAUCUCUCUGAGGUGACUUCUCUCAAAGAGGUCACCCUGUCUCCCAUCAGCGAGUCCCACAGUGAGGAGACCAUCCCGAGCGACAGUGGAAUUGGAACUGAUAACAACAGUACUUCGGAUCAAGCAGAGAAAGGCCCUGCAUCUCGCAGGAGGUACUCUUUUGACUUCUGCAGCUUUGAGCCGGCUGAAGCUGCUGCACUUGCCCCCAGUCGAACCAAGAGGGGACACUGCCAGAAACAUGUGGAUGCUGCCACUGUGAAGGCUUUCCUUUCACAAGAGAACCUGAAAAAGCAGAAGCAUCGCCGCAAACGGAAGGGCAUUCAAAGACGAGAUGACCUUCAGUUUCUAGCUGACAUUGAGGAACUCAUUGACAAGUUCCAGGUGUUCUGUAUUUCCCAUCGCACUUACAACUUCUGUCGUGAGAGCUCAUAUCCUAGCAUCUUCCGGCUGAACUUCAACAACUAUUACCCUAUGCCCUACUUACCUUUUGAUCCACUGCAUUAUCUUCGCAGGAAUUCGGAAAUCAAAUCCAAAAAGCGGCGUGGUAGGCCAACCAAAGCUAAUGAGCCAAUGUCAAAAAUGCCUUUCAUUCAAGGAUUUAGCUACCCAUUUCCCAGUGGCAAUUACUAUGCACCUUACGCAAUGCCUUAUACAUCAAUGCCAAUUGCCACCAGUAUGGUCAACUUAGGCUAUUAUGGUCAGUAUCCAGCUCCUUUGUACUUGUCUCAUAGCCUUGGGGCAACAGCUUCCCCUUUCAUGAGGCCAGUAGUGCCACAACCACAGUUCCAUUCCAGUGCCCAUGUAAAAUUAGCCACUGCUGCCAAACACAAGAUAAAACUUGGAUCUCAGCAGGUGCCCUCUACCGGAAUGGAAGAUGCUAAGUCGCUGUUGGUGGCUCCCACUGGUGGUGGCGGUAACUUGCCUAAUGUUCGGCUUCACAAACGUAAACACAAGCACAAGCACAAGCACACCGAUGACCAGCUCUCCAGGUCUGAGCGGGAUGACCUCGGCGGGCUGUUCAGUGGGUCAAAGAACCAAGCCACUCUGCCGAAGCCUAAAGAUAAGCUGCGGAACCAGCAAAGCCCAGACGCUCUGUUAAGAAGCUCCAGGAACUUAUUUGAAGUGGACAACCUCUCUACUUUAUCUCUGUCUGACUCACAGCAGUGGAAGUGCACUCAUGAGCAGGAGGAACUGGUACGUGACCUCCACGCUGCCUGCUCCUACCGGCACUCCAAGAGAAUCCUGACCGGAAAGGAUAUGCCAUCUGACCUGCCAGGCAGGCUACAGCCUCCUCAGGAGGCCCAAGCAGCCAUCAACAACAAGAGCCAAAGCAUGAAGGGCUUUGCAGUGUACAGACAGCAAAACAUAGUGCCCUUCCUGAACAGCAGGGUGGAGAACAUGCAGCAAUCCUUUCAUUGUCCAAGCCCUUCAUUGGAAGCGCACAGUCACCCGGCGAAGAAGAUAUUCCAGAGGAACGAGAUGGAGGGGCUUCAUUGCGAAGUGCAGAAAAUGUGUGCCUUCUCCAAAAUCCUCUCUACCAAAAACAAUCUGGAUCAUGUCAACAAAAUCCUCAAGGCCAAGAGGCUCCAAAGGCAGGCCAGGACGGGCAACAACGUGGUGAAGAGGAGACGGGGAAGGCCCAGGAAGAACCCGCUGCCCCUGGACGAGGAGCCCGUGGGCCAGAUGCCCGUGUUGGAGCGGUGCUUGGACCUCCCUGGGAGGAGGAUGGGCCACACCAGCCAGGCACCAGAACCCCUGGAGUUCUCCAACCAGGCCUCCAUUGUGGAUGCCAUUGAGUCUGUGGUGCACAAGGCCCAUGAGCAACCCAAGAUCCCGCCCACACGGGGCCGCAAACAAUGGUCCAAGACCCCAGAAGAGGUCCGGUCUAACCGGCCAAGGAGGUGAUGGGGGAACACCAAGGAAGAGGUCACCAUCCGUCAAGCAAGACCUGGCCUGGAUUUAUUACAGCUAGUUCCUUCUUAGUGCGCUCAGCACUGUGAUUACGCCUUGCUUUGCGGCCUUUAGCGAUUACUGAGGUUUCCGAUGCAGAACAUGCCACUUUUUUGUUUUACUUCAUUUUCAAAUUAAACAUAACCGGAAAUACAUUGCAUCUCAGUGACAGUAUUCCGACAAAGAGACGAUUGCAUUGAAG
Messenger RNA from Conger conger (European conger), 4648 nucleotides. RefSeq names its product SET-binding protein-like. NCBI's taxonomy places the organism in Eukaryota, Metazoa, Chordata, Actinopteri, Anguilliformes, Congridae. Gene Ontology annotation, molecular function: DNA binding. Bases 76 to 4401 code for a protein of 1441 amino acids. The transcript is spliced from 4 exons. The record is from RefSeq and is a predicted model, not a curated record.